Molecule: messenger RNA, 741 nt
Organism: Cavenderia fasciculata
Lineage: Eukaryota; Evosea; Eumycetozoa; Acytosteliales; Cavenderiaceae
Exons: 4
Coding region: 1-741 (246 amino acids)
Biological process (GO): phosphatidylinositol biosynthetic process
Cellular component (GO): membrane; Golgi apparatus
Molecular function (GO): CDP-diacylglycerol-inositol 3-phosphatidyltransferase activity
Source: RefSeq, a predicted model, not a curated record
AUGCUAAUUGAUAUGAUCAAUGAAAAACAGUUUAGACAACAACACAUGGCAUCACCAGUUUAUUUUUAUAUACCCAAUUUAAUUGGUUAUUGUAGAGUUAUUUUCGCAGUACUUGCAUUCUUUUAUUCAUAUGAUGACUAUCAAAGAUUCUUUGUAUUCUAUGCACUCUCUGCAUUGUUGGAUAUGGCUGAUGGUCAUGCUGCUCGUUAUUUCAAUCAAUGUAAGCAUAUAUCAAAUGAUAUCAUUUCAUAUGAUCGAUUGAUUGUGAUUGCAUCAUCAAGUUCACAAUUUGGAGCAGUUUUAGAUAUGGUUACUGAUAGAUGUUCUACGGUUGCACUUAUUGUAGUUCUUUCACAAUUCUAUCCACAAUAUCUCAACAUGUUUAUAUUUUUGAUUGUACUCGAUAUUCUUAGUCACUUUGCUAGACUUGUUGCCAGUGCCGGCAAGAGUCACAAGACCGUUGCCCAAAACCACUUAUCAAUCAUGCGUAUCUAUUAUGGCAACAAAUACUUUUUGGCUUUUAUGUGUUUUGGUAACGAAGGUUUCUUCCUCUUCUCCUAUUUGUAUUACUUCUUUUCACACUCUAUCGUAUUUGCCAUUCAAUGGUAUGUGUUUUUCCCAAUUUGUUUCGUCAAGCAAGCUAUCAACGUCAUUCAAUUCUUCCAAGCUGCUACCGAUAUCGUCGAGCUUGACGAUCAAGCUCUUUUAGAAUCAAAGAAAUCUGCUAAAAAGACUAAAUAA